ACUCGGUGGGCUUCUUCUUCCUUCCUUUGUUCCCAACAAAAUUUCAGGAGCUUAACCCUCUUGAAUUCCAUUAACCGAACAGAAAAAAUUAGAAACAUUUUAACGGAUUCAGGAGCUUAACGGGAAGGAUGGAUGUAAAAGUAGCGACAACAACGACGUCGUUUCAUUGGUCAGGACACUCUCUGGUGAUCCCUCACCGUUUACCGUCUCUCUCGCAAACCUUAACAUCCUCAAAACGUCGUCGUUUUCGUCGAAGAGACGGAGAUGUAUCUGUUUUAGAAGGAGGAGGAAUGAAAGCUUCCACUUUUCUCGGAACCCAAUCUGCGAAACUCCACCGAUCCAAAUCCUGCGAGCUUCUAGAAUUCUCCUCCACGAAGAGUAAACUUCAUCCUCCUCUCCGGAGAGUUUGCAGCGCGACCUCCGACCAAGAGUUCUCCGCGAAGAUGCAAGAACUAGCUCUACAGUUCAAGAUCACAGGCCAAGAAGAAGACCUAAACCGUAGAAACCACAGGUUCGGCAACGCGAAGCUGCUGCUACACGAGUCCGUUCCAGGUUUAGCCUCGUUGGAGGCUCCGUGGAUGGAGAUGGUUAACCACUCGAGCAUCGAGAGCGUCGAUCUGCCUCUCUCCCUUAGGAUGAUCAAGAGGAAGCUACUACAAGAAGAAGAAGAGUCGCUCAAAGAAGAAGAGUCUACUAAUUCUAUCGACAGAGCUUUCUCUUCUAUGGUCUUUAUGAUCGAGGAGAUGCACAGCUUCGCGUUGCAGAAGACUAGGGAGGGUGUUGUUCUCAAGCAGGUUAAAAAGGAUAUGCACGCUUCGUUGCUUUGGAUGUUCCAGCGCGUGUUCUCUCAGACGCCUACGUUGAUGGUGUACGUGAUGGUCCUACUUGCCAACUUCACGGUGCGUUCGGUUGCGUCGAAUCUAGGUGUUGCAGCAGCAUCACCACCGGCUAGUACUAAAGGCCAAGAGCAGAUGGGUUUAGGAAGUUUUGAAAAGAUCUCGCACUUGUUGUCUACGCAACGAGGGAUAAGAGAAGAGGAGCUUAGUCUGUGGAACUCGAUGGUGGAAGAAGCUGAAGAUUCCCCUGUGGAUCACGACAUGAGGCUGAGACUUGUUUCGCCCAUCAUUGCGAGUGUUGCAUUGGACGAUAAUGCCAAUUACGCUAGAACGGAGCUUUUAUAUAAGAUGGGUUUGGCUCAAGAACCGAACAACACUUUGCUCUUAGCUAACUACGCUCAGUUCCUUUACCUCGUCUCUCAAGACUACGACAGAGCGGAGAAGUGUUUCAAGAAAGCCAUGGAGUCAGGAGAAGUAGACGCGGAGGCCUACAGCAAAUACGCCAUCUUCCAGUGGAAAGCUAGGAAGGAUCUAUGGGCGGCUGAGGAGAACUUUCUAGAAGCUAUAUCUGUAGACCCUACCAACUCCUUCUACGCUGCCAGCUACGCUAACUUCCUCUGGCAAACCGGUGGUGAAGAAACGUGUUUCCCGUUAGGAUCUUCUGAUUCUCCUCAGGAAAUCGCUUGAGAGAAUGGUGUGGGGAUUUGAUUAGCAGCAAAAUCUGCAGUAAAAGAGAUAGUGGACAGAAGUUAGAUAGACGACAGAAACAAAGAGGAAAACUGUGAGCAGUGUUUUUGAGUGAAUCAGUGCUGCUAAUGAAACAUUGCUCCUCUUUGCUUCUGUGUUUGUUUUAUUCUGCAUUUUUUUUUACCAACUUAGAAGUCCAUACGGGGGCAGAGUCCACCACUGAUACUGGAUGGGAAUGUGGACAAAAUAAGAGACAUGUGUAGAUACAAACAGUUAAUAAUCAUCGAGCAUUGCUUUUUUCA
Messenger RNA from Raphanus sativus (radish), 1825 nucleotides. RefSeq lists its product as uncharacterized. The record is from RefSeq and is a predicted model, not a curated record. The transcript has 2 exons. Bases 129 to 1523 code for a protein of 464 amino acids. NCBI's taxonomy places the organism in Eukaryota, Viridiplantae, Streptophyta, Magnoliopsida, Brassicales, Brassicaceae. Gene Ontology annotation, molecular function: protein binding.